GCGAUCUCCUGGGCAGGCUGGGAGAUGUUGUUCCUGCCUCUCCGGGGAACGGAAGUGACGUUGAGUGGGAAGGACAAGCCGGGCUGUGAGCGCGCGCGGGGCGCUGUGGCUCUGCCUGGCUCGUGCAGGGCCAUUGCAGCCUCUCCCGGGGCUGGAGAAGAGGCUACAGAAUAAUGUCCACGUUUCACUCCAAAUUAUCCCCUCCUCCCAGCAGGAAGGAAAUGGCUGCAAUGGAGCUGGCUCAGGGGCCGGUGACUUUUGACGAAGUGGUUGUGUAUUUCACCAGGGAAGAGGGGGCUCUGCUGGACCCCACUCAGAGAGCCCUCUACAAGGAUGUCAUGCAGGAGAACUAUGAGACGGUGGUCUUUCUGGGGUUUCCAGUUUCCAAACCUGAUGUGAUCUUGCAACUGGAACGAGGGGAAGAGCCAUGGGUCCCGGACCUCCAGGGCUCUGAGAAAGAAGUGUGCCCGAGAGCUGCCUUCACAGGUGAUUGGAUGGUGAGUGAGAAUGAGGAGCAGAAACCCCAGCAGGAAGAUGCUGAGCAAGUAGAACCACAUGGGACGUUAUCAGGAAGAUCCAAAGGGAAUGUUUCCGGGUGUUGUGCACUCCCAGAAAAAGCAAAAGCCUGUGAGACUCAGCAGAGGCCAGUGGAAAACUUUAGUAGCCACUCAGACCUUAUAACAUGCGAUAGAAUCAACUUGGAAGGGAGACACUUCACAUGCCAUGAGUGCGGGAAAAGUUUCAGUAGGAGCUCUGCCCUUAUCAGACAUCAGAGAAUCCACACUGGAGAGAAGCCCUACACGUGCUCUGAGUGCGGGAAAAGCUUCGGUGAUCAUUCAGCCCUCAUCUUACAUCAGAGAAUGCACACAGGAGAGAAGCCCUACACUUGCUUUGAGUGCAGGAAAAGCUUCAUUGAUAGUUCAAGCCUCAUCUCACAUCAGCGAAUCCACACAGGAGAGACACCCUACACAUGCUCUGAGUGCGGGAAAAGCUUUAAUCACAGCUCUACCCUGAGCAAACAUAGGAGAAGCCACAUGGGUGAGAAACCUUAUGGAUGCUCUGAGUGUGGGAAAAGCUUCGGUCAGCACUCAACCCUUAUCACACAUCAGAGAAUCCACACAGGAGAGAAGCCGUACAUGUGUUCUGAGUGCGGGAAAAGCUUUGGUCAGCACUCAACUCUUAUCACACAUCAGAGAAUCCACACAGGAGAGAAGCCGUACAUGUGCUCUGAGUGCGGGAAAAGCUUCGGUCAGUACUCAAGCCUUACCACACAUCAGAGAAUCCACACAGGAGAGAAGCCGUACACGUGCUCUGAGUGCAGGCAAAGCUUUGGGCAGCACUCAACUCUUAUCAAGCAUCAGAGAAUCCACACAGGAGAGAAGCCCUACACGUGCUCUGAGUGUGGGAAAAGCUUUAGUCGGCACUCAGCCCUUACCACACAUCAGAGAACCCACACAGGAGAGAAGCCGUACUUGUGCUCUGAGUGCGGGAAAAGCUUCAUUGAUAGUUCAAGCCUCAUCUCACAUCAGCGAAUCCACACAGGAGAGACGCCCUACACAUGCUCUUAGUGCGGGAAAAACUUCAAUGAUCGCUCAAACCUUAUCACACAUGAGAGAAUCCACACAGGAGAGACGCCCUACACAUGCUCUUAGUGCGAGUAAAGCUUCAAUCAGAGCUCAAACCUUAUCAUGCAUCAGAGAAUCCACACAGGAGAGAAGCCUUACACAUGCUCUGAGUGUGGGAAAAGCUUCAAUCGGAGCUCUGACCUGAUUAUACAUCGGAGAAUCCACACGAGUGAGAAACCUUAUGAUUGCUCUGAGUGUGGGAAAAGCUUCAAAAAGAGCUCACACCUGAUUAGACAUGAGAAAAUCCACAUGAGAGAAAUGUAACACAUGCCUUGAUUAGGGCUGGGCAAAGAUUUUUUUUUUUUAAAUCACAUUUGCUAAUUCCCACAUAGUGAUUUUUGCACCAUCUUCACUGUGGUCUCUCAGGUCCACCAGAUGAGUUGCCUGCUUCUGCCUUUUGCAUCUCACCUUCUUUGGGGUCAGUCCUGUGAUCUUUUCUAUCACCUCCUUUCCUUUUGAGUCAUAGGAGUCUGUGUCCCUCCAGCCAGGAAUGUUCAUCAGCUCCAGGUGGGAGAGAGAGGUUUGAUUCCCAACAAGAUACACUGAAGCAAAAACUACCUGUGCCUUACAUCCACUAGGACUGUACAUGGCGUUGGCUGCUCAAGUUAGUGAUCUUGGUGUAAAAAAACCAUGAUAGUUGUAGUGCAGAUGCAGCCCACGUGCCGUGGUUGGCAUUAGCUUUCCCUUUGACCUGACCUAAACUUCAUCACUUUUCCUUGUCUAAACUGUGAUUAAUGUGCAUAAGUGUUGUCAAGUAGUGUCAGGCUAAGCACCGUUAGGCCUCAACCUUCUGGAAGUUGUAAGAAGUGAAUACAGUUGAAUCCUGCAAGCAUAAGCAAAAUCU
Trachemys scripta elegans is the source of this 2469-nucleotide messenger RNA. Its product is annotated as zinc finger protein 501-like. Bases 174 to 1568 code for a protein of 464 amino acids. Gene Ontology annotation, biological process: regulation of transcription by RNA polymerase II. Gene Ontology annotation, cellular component: nucleus. The record is from RefSeq and is a predicted model, not a curated record. Gene Ontology annotation, molecular function: DNA-binding transcription factor activity, RNA polymerase II-specific; RNA polymerase II transcription regulatory region sequence-specific DNA binding. The transcript is spliced from 5 exons. Lineage: Eukaryota; Metazoa; Chordata; Testudines; Emydidae.